Molecule: messenger RNA, 1825 nt
Organism: Drosophila innubila
Lineage: Eukaryota; Metazoa; Arthropoda; Insecta; Diptera; Drosophilidae
Product: trichohyalin
Exons: 1
Coding region: 74-1669 (531 amino acids)
Source: RefSeq, a predicted model, not a curated record
AAUUGACUAGCUGAUUGUUCUUCGUAGUAUAUAGUAUAUUAGUAUAUAUUUGGUUAAAUUUUUGCAUUUUAAGAUGCAGUCAAACGGCAGAGGUGCGGAACACUUUCAGUUCAUACAACGAACCGAUCGAAAGAGUUUGUUCACACAGAUCGGGAUCUUAGUGAAGAAGGCGCAGGAUACGGCUGCCGAGGAGCUAAAUGAUCGGAGCAAGCGCGUCAAGUCACUGCUGGAGAAGGAGGAAAUGGUGUUUGAGAAGGAGUUUGCCAGCAAGGUGAGGAAUCGUCUCGACGAGGACAUUCGCGAGCGUCAGGAGCAACUGCAAGAGAUCAAGGAACAGAGCGACAAACGCCACAAGGAGUUUGUAAACAAAAAGCGAGUUCAGCAAGCUAUGGAAAACUGCUAUGAAAUACGCGAGGCGAUACGGCAAAAGGAGGAAAAGAAUACCAAAAUAUGUCUCGAAGAGCAGAUGAGGGAGAAUCUUCGCAAGCAGAGACGUGAAUGUGAGAGAGACAACUAUUGGUUGAGGCUGGAAGAGCGACGCUGGAAGGAAUAUGAUCGAUUGCAUAACUAUGAGAUGAAGAAACGUGAACAGGUGCAGGAACAGGUGUGUAAUGUACUCAAAGUGCAGUUGGCUGAGCACGAGGAGAAGCGACAAAAAGUGCUCGAAGAGAAGCGACUAGACACAAUCAAAGUGGAUAAAUUAAUUGAGGAACUGCGUCUCGAAGAGUUCGAUAAAAACCAUCAAAUGGCAAGCAAAGAUAAGGAGAAAUAUCGCAAUGAACUGCUCGAGGAAAUCAGACGACGCAAGUGCCAAGAACUUGCUCAAUGGCAAUCUGAUAAGGAUGAACAUGCGGCAUUCAUCAGGGAAACCCAGCGCCUCGAAGCGGAGGCCAAGGAACGCAUCCUGCAGAGCAAGGAGCAACUGCGUCGGGCCACACACGAAUACAUCGCCUAUGUGCGUCGCAUGCGUAGCCUAGAACUUGGCAUUGAGAAGAUGAUGAAUGAUCGCAUUGAUGAUCUUUGUCACGUUGAUGUUUGUUGCAAGAACAAUAUUGCCGAGAAGGCGCGCAUUAAGGGCAAGGAAGCGGCACGUUACUAUAGUCUCCUCAAGCAACAGAUUUGUGAGCAAAUCGAACGUCAAAUGCGGGAAGAAGCUGAGAUGCGGGAGAACAAGAUGCUGGAGAAUCGUUUUGUCCAUCCGGAAGUUACACGAGAAAUGAUACUCUGUAAUCAGCAGAAGAUUCGCAAUGAUUUGGAUGCCCAAAUUAUUGAAAUGAAACGCACACAGGCCGAAGACGAGUCACGCUUCGAACAGAAACUAAUGAAGGCUGUGAAUGAUCCAGAGAUUUGCAUUCAAUUAGCUGCUCAAUUUAUGCAAGAAGGCACCGACUAUCUUACUCCACAUCCGAAUUGGAAAAUCUACGCUUGUCCCAAGGACAAAUAUGUCGCCAAGCCUCCCAUGUCUCAAGCACAGUUCGAUAAACUCAUUGCCAAAGCCAGCUUGGAGAAAUGUCCCUGUCCUGAAGCCGCUCGCCGUGAUUGCGCCUAUAUGGCCAAACUCUGUAAGGAUGCUCCAUUCGUAGCUCCAACUAAAAAGCAGGAAGUUCCACCAGGAGAUGGUGUGCCUCAGAUCCAAAAGGAUGCAUUCAAAAGCUGCUACUGCAAAUAGAAAGCUACUCUUGGAUCAUUGGUUCACCUCAGUUAAAAUACGAGUUCAUGUUAAGAUUGUAGUUUGGUGCACUGCAUAUAGAAUUUAAUGAUUAUGUGAUUUUAAUUAGUCAGUUAUACCAGAAUUGGCAACAAAUAUAUGAAAUUCACAUUUAAA